Pyricularia pennisetigena is the source of this 672-nucleotide messenger RNA. RefSeq lists its product as uncharacterized. The transcript has a single exon. The record is from RefSeq and is a predicted model, not a curated record. Bases 1 to 672 code for a protein of 223 amino acids. Lineage: Eukaryota; Fungi; Ascomycota; Sordariomycetes; Magnaporthales; Pyriculariaceae.
AUGUACCACAGCGGACACGACCAACAGCGCAAGAUGUCGCGCCAAGCAUCACGACAACUCAGCCAGUCGACCAUUCCCCCCUUGUCCCCUCUCGAGCAGGUAGUCGACCAGCAGCCACAACCACAACCGCAACAACAACAACAACAACAACAUCAACAGCAACAAUCACCACAAUGCUCAACACCGGCAUGCCCUACCUCCAUCCCAUGCUCAUCAUCAGCUCCCUGCCCAUCAGCAGCGCUCAGCCAGCGGCGCGCGGCCCGCAACCCGGCCCUAGCGCAGAAGCUCGCGCAGAUGGCGCUCCCGCUGGCGCCGCUGGUGCAGCUGACGACGGGGCGAGUCCACCCGGCGUUCCCCGCGACGCUGCUCAGCUUCUGGCUGCUGACGGACGACGAGCUCGAGUCCUUGGCGUCGUUUUACCACCAGCGCACCCCUUCCCACCUCUCGCACUUCUACCCUUGUCCAGUCUCGUGGUCCUCGGACCUGCCGCUCGAGGAGAAGCGCAGGAAGCUCGGCAAGUUCAUCGGCCUGCGCGGCUGCGACUCCCCCUCCACCGCCGACGUCAUCCUCGCCAGGUCCGCAGAGGAGCUCAUGGACGACGCUAGGCGCGCAGCCGGGACCGAAGACGACGACGACGAGGCCCUCAGGCGCAAGUUUGGCUUCUACAGGUGA